Hydatigera taeniaeformis is the source of this 1044-nucleotide messenger RNA. Lineage: Eukaryota; Metazoa; Platyhelminthes; Cestoda; Cyclophyllidea; Taeniidae. The record is from the annotation of a GenBank genome assembly.
AUGCAUAUGGUGACACCCUCCCAUCCGUCACAAGAAAAGGAUCAAAAGCCUUCACUGUAUACACCUGAGGAGGGACUAGUAAAGCCCUUCGAAGGGACAGGCUUGAAUCUGAAUCAAUCCAUCUGUAGUAGUACGGACGACACCUCAAAAAUCAGCAUUUUUGAACUUUCUAUUCCGAGUACUUCCACACCAAAUCCAAUCCCCAUUCCUGGUGAAAUUGCACCCACACUUAAUGCUAAAUUGGCUCGACCAAGUGUUACAACGCCUCGGUGCCGAAUUUGCUACGAAGAAGAGAUAGAUACGUCCUCUCUCAUUUCGCCCUGUCGAUGCAAGGGAACAGUGGGCCUACUGCACAAGACCUGUCUAGAGCACUGGCUUCAGGUCUCACAGACGAUUAGCUGUGAAAUCUGCGGCUACUCUUACAAUCUUCGGGCUAAAUCACCGCUGCCCACCGAGCUAAACAUUUCAAAAACGUCUGUCAGUUUUGCAAUUGGACGAAUCAAUUUCUUACGAGAGUGGUUCUACUCGCGCCUUGUUCAGCGUCAUGUCAUAACUGAUUGCAUCUUCUUAUUUCUUCUGGCAUCAACUACUUGCAUUGGAAUGUACUUCUGCAUCACAACAAGUCUGCACUUCCUACACACUGAAAAGACAAUGAUUUGGCAGAUUCCAGUACUCAUAGGUCUUGCUGUGGUUUUACUGCUUAUCUUUCUUUUGUGGAUCAUUCUUGCCAUUAGACAUCAUACAAAAGCCUAUCUCUCACACCGACGCCAUCAGGAGGACCGAAUUAGGGAAUUCUUUUACCGACGAGCUCUUGAACGGCACUGGAGGUUCUCUGUGCAUCCACGACCCAGGGGAUCGUCGUUUGCCUUGCAGUCCUUCUCCACGCCAAAUACGACUGGAUGUUUAGAGGAACGAGAGGAAAGCGACUGCGCUGAUCACGAAGACAUGAAUGUUGUCCUUCCAUCCCUCCACCUCUACACAGUGGCAGAAGGAGGUGAGGUGGAGGAGCAGGAGGAGGACAGUAGGAGCCAUUCCAUCGUGUGA